Trichoderma asperellum CBS 433.97 is the source of this 3093-nucleotide messenger RNA. RefSeq lists its product as uncharacterized. Gene Ontology annotation, cellular component: nucleus. Gene Ontology annotation, biological process: chromatin remodeling; regulation of DNA-templated transcription. The record is from RefSeq and is a predicted model, not a curated record. Gene Ontology annotation, molecular function: ATP-dependent H2AZ histone chaperone activity. Lineage: Eukaryota; Fungi; Ascomycota; Sordariomycetes; Hypocreales; Hypocreaceae.
AUGUCGACAAUGGACUCGGAAUCGAGGCAGCAGUCCGAGUCGCAGCUGUCGGCGCCACCUCCCCUCAGCGACCUGGACAGCAGCUCCGACAGCAGCGACAGCGAAGCCGGAGAUUCAUCGUCGAAACCAGGGCCGGGGCGAGAGCCAGAGCCCGUGGAAUGGCUCGCCACUUCGCGGUCCCGCCGGUCCACGGCGGGCAAUCGCAUGAAGUCGAUGCUGGCCAACGAAGAGCCGGAUUCCGACCUGGAGCUUUUAUUUGCCGAAGACGAGGACGACCAGGGCUUCACGGAUGCCGGCGACGAUGCUUCCGACAUGCAGAUGGACUCGUCAUCCGACGACGAGGGCGAGAAUAAUGCGGGCGACGAGCUCGAGGGCGAGCAGGAGCUGGAGCGACAGGCCCGAGAGCGGCGCGCUGCUCAGCGCAAGCGAAAGGCUCAAGAUGCCAUACCGGCCAAGUUUCGGAAGAAAGUCCGCAUCAACCCGGCAGCGUCAGAGUCGUCGACGCCGGCUCCUGCGCCUCGUCCUAAAAAGAAGUCUGAGCGCACGUCGUGGCUGCCCUCGCCGGCGGAUCUGCCCACUCGGGCCUCGUCCCGAAAGACGACGCGCAUGUCGAAAGAGCAGCUCCACCAGCAGAUGAUUGAGCGAGAGGAGCGGCGGUUGAAGCAGCUGGAGCAGAUGCAAAAGAAGGCGGCCCGGAUGGAGGCGCUUAAGAAACCUCCCAUGACGCAGGAAGACCGGUUGCGAGAGGCGGCCAUCGUGGAGAAGCGCAACAGCAAGAGCUUGAAUCGCUGGGAGGUGGCAGAGAAGCAGAGGGAAGAGGAACGGCGAGCGAAGCUGGCGGCUCUGAAUCAGAGGACGCUGAAGGGUCCGGUCAUCACCUUUUGGACGGGCCUGGGCGAAGCGAGACGGGUUGUCAUUGAGGAGGAGAAGCCGAAGAGGAAGAGGGUGGACAAGAAGGACAAGGACAAGGGCAAGGCUGCUGAGGCUGUGAAGGAGGAUGCUGUUCCUGUGACGGCAGACAAGGAUGGGAAAGAGAAUGUUGCUCCUCAAGAAGGCGUACAACAGACGGAUGCAUCCAUUAAGGUGGUAGCUAGCAGUGAAAAUACUACUGCUGUGCCGAAGCCUGAUGCCGUCGAACCGCAAUCAAAGGAAGAACCAGCACCAGCACCAGCACCAGCACCAGCACCAGCAACAGCACCGACAUCGACACCGACACCGACAUCAGGAGCUGGUGAGAUCAAGACGUCGGACGCAGCACCUCCUCUCAAACAGGAGGAUGACGAGAUGAUAGAGCCUUUGAAGUCAGCUCCAAUCGCACCACCGCCAUCAUCACAGUCUCCUAGUGCUGCCGUUCCCCCUCCUCCUCCAACUACUGCUCCCGAUACUGCUGCUGGCACUGACACUGGCACUGCUACCUCUUCUUCUGCCACUGGGCCACUUGCUGUCCCUCGUGAUGACUCUAUUUCUCCUACUACUACUUCUACCGCAAAACCACCUGGAGAUGUCCAACCAGCCCAGCCAGUAAUAGCUGCGCCUUUACUAUCUCCUCCGCCAUUGUUAUCUCCUCCACCUCUGCCUAGUGGUCUAGCCGCGCCAGCAUCUUCCUCGCUGUCCGCAUCACCUCGCCAGACGUCUCCGUUGGCGGCACCUACAGGCAUCGGCAGUCCACGACCUGUAGAGGCUGGCAAACCAUCUGGUGUUCUCGCCCUUCCAGUUCUCGCGCCCCCUCCCGUUAUGAACAUGGACUACCGUCCCGGCCCAGCACCAAAAUCCAAUAUCCUCGCCCUUCCAAACACAUCCUUACCUCAGACUGCAUUGGCUCCUCCAAUGCAGAUCCAACCUCCUGGUUCGACGGCUGGUGUAGCACCUGUCUCUACGGAGCCCGUCCUUAUAAAUACCGUCCUACGGCCUAUAAUUCCUGAGCCCGAGCCAAUUAGCAAAUCGGCAAGCCCUAAUCUUUCAGAGCCGCCUUCUCAGCCCGCCCCGGGUCCGGCUGAGGCUCCCGAGGUUCCUGAGGCCCCUGAGACCACCACUCGUAACGUCAUCAUCUUCCAGAAUUUUGAUGAGAAUGCCAUUCAAGAUAAGAGUAUACAGACUCAAAUUCUGUUUGGCCGUAAGAUGAACAAACUCUCUAAACCCGCCCCUGCUCCAAUCUGUGUCAUCACUGGCCUACCAGCCCGUUACAAAGACCCCAAGACCGGGCUGCCUUAUCACAACGUUGCCGCCUAUCGGGAGCUGCAGCGCCUUGACCGCAAAGAGCUCAGCUGGAGCGCAAUCCUCAACGCCUGGGUGGGCAGCGAGAAGAUGGCCGCUCGCGGCGUGCCGGCGCGAUUCCUUGAUCCGAAUGCUCCCACCAAAACCCCUGAAGAGAGGGAAAAGGAGAGGCUGGCUCAGAUACGAGCGGUUCCGCCUCAGCCCCAGCCCCCGCCGGUGCAGCAACACCAUCAGGCUCCGCCGGCGGCCGUGGUGGCGGCAGCUCAUAAAGCCCCUCAGGUGCAGCAUCACGUACAGCAUAUGCAGCACGCUCAGCAGCAGAGACCAGCAGCGACACCGCAGCCAUUGCGAGCGCCUCAGCCGUUUCAAGCACCGCAACAGCCGUAUGUGCAGCAUCAGCAACCAGCAGCAAGGGCUCAACAGCCGCAACCUCCUCCUCCUCCACAACAACAACCAUCCCAACAGCUUCCAAACAGACCGUCUCAAAAUCCUCCACCUCCACCUCCUCCGCAAAAGCAACAACCGCCAGUAUCAAACGCCACUCCCAGCGUCCCUCCAGCACAGGCUACUCCAUCGCAAGCUGCUCCUCCUCCACCAGCUCUUCCACCGCAAUCAUCUCCUCUCCCGCCACCAGCUGCACAACAACAACAGCAGCAGCAGCAAAAACAACAACCCACUCCCACACCGCCACCCCCACCUCCAACUUCCCAGAGCCCCGUCCAAAAAACAACAACUGGUCAACUACCGACACCGGCUCCUGUUCCUCCUCCUGCUCCUGAACCUCAGUUUCAGCCUCAGGCUACGAGUGGAUCGCAAGUGGUGCCUGUGGAGAAGGAGCUACCACUGCCGACCACAACGGCGGCGCCAGAAUCAAACUAA